Pelodiscus sinensis (Chinese soft-shelled turtle) is the source of this 2306-nucleotide messenger RNA. Lineage: Eukaryota; Metazoa; Chordata; Testudines; Trionychidae. The record is from RefSeq and is a predicted model, not a curated record.
CCCAGCUGCUCCAACCCUGCUGCUCUCAGAGCGAUCGCUCCACGGGCCCGGACUGCUCCCUGCUCUGCAGCCUGCCAGGAUGACAGGCACUCCCCGGCCCUACCUUCUCUUCCUCCUGCUGGCUGCCCAGCCCAGAGGCUCAAGUCCUGCAACCUCAGGUUGUGCCUCUUCUGCCAUACGGGUGAAUGGGAUUCUGGGAGAAUUGGUCGUUCUCCCAUUUGAUUUCAAGGGGACGUUCAAGCUCAUCACCUGGUACCGACCUAGCCCUCGCCAGGACACGGCCUCGGGUAGAAAGGUGCCUCUUGCUGUGAUCACGCCAGGAGAGCCUGGAGCCCUGCCCCGUGUGGCUGUGGAGGACGAGAGAUACCGAGGGCGCGUGAGACUCCACGGCCAGAGCUAUUCACUGGAGAUCAGCAACCUGACGCUGGCAGAUCGGGGGGAAUACAAAUUAGAGCAAAACACAAUCGGACACAAUGUUCAUUUCUGUGACUAUCAUCUGACCCUCUACCAGCGGCUCUCGCAGCUGGAGAUCAAGAUUCAUCCCGUGAUGGCUGGGAACAGCACUUGCAACGUGACCUUCACCUGCAGCGCCGGGGAGGGAGCCUGGAAUCUCACGUACACCUGGACGGGCCCAGCAGGAGGCGCUGUUCUCUCCACCAAGGAAUCCCUGCUGGUCCAACACAGACUGGGAGACGAGGACACACCUGUCACCUGCACAGCUACGAACAAUGUCAGCACCAGCUCAGCCAACGCCUCCCCCAAGGCGGCCUGUGAAGGUCCCACCCUGCCCCAGACCCCAGCACUGUCCUACUGCCGCACCAAAGGGCUCCUUGUGCUGGGGGUGCUUGGGAGCCUGCUGGCUGGGAUCGUCACAGCGCACGUCCUCGCUGCGAGGGAACAGACACGGCCCGGAGAGGAGAGGAGCUUCCCCUGUGCCUGUUAGUUCCCCAGGAGGCGGCAUUUCCCAUGCUGGCCGAAGUCGGCUUAUUGCUUCACUGCCCCCUGCAGCAGCCUCAGUUUCCCUUCCCCUCAGGACGCAGGCACAGCAGGGACUCUCCUGCGCUCGACUCGGCCCAACAUGCAGCAAUCGUGGAUCCUCCGCCCGGUGGGGCAGCGGGCGUCUCCAGGCCUGGAGUCUCUCCCUGGCCCGGUGACUGUGUUGGAACAGCGGUGAUAGGAGCGACUGAGACCAUCCUCCUCCCGGGGGCACAGGGAUCCUCAGUGGAGACGUGGGUUCAGGUCGUGCUCUGAACUAGGCAGCACAGGGAAUUGACCCACGUUUCCCAUGCCCCUGUGGCCUGUCCUGGCCUCUCAGGAUGGGACUGGGGGCUCAUGCUCUCGCUCUGGUUUUGCCUGAGUAGGGCUGGGCUGACUUCCUCAUCUCCAGGGCAGGGGUGCGGCUCCUACCUGGAGAGAGGCAGCUAGCACCAACCCAUCCCUGUGUCAUGGACGACCAGAUCCAUAAGAGCUGUGGAUCUGGGCCCUAAUCCCCACUCACUUACUUUGCGCUUCACUCCUGGCUAACAUAGGCAGCUGCCUGCUCUGCUUGCGGGCUUCUGAAAAUCCCGUCCUUGGGCGACUAGCUCUGCGCACGUAUUGUGUGCAGAGCUCUGGGCGCCUGGAUCGAGACAGCAUUCAGCUGGGCAGCAGAGCGCCCAAAGAGACAUUUUGCGGCUCUCGGCGUUGCAGCGCUUCGGUCCCUGUGGAAAUCUGCAGCCAGAGUCACACAGGGACCCACAGGUUGCAGUGUUCAGCACCGCAAUAUGUAAAGCAAAGCAAAUUGACGCUGGAGUGCAGGGCAGGCUUUUGUGGUACUUGCACUCAGUCUCUGUUAGGUGUGAAUGAAAUGUACAGUCGUCUGGUGCUGGGCAGCGAUUGGGCUUUUAAAUCCAGGCUCCGGACGUGUUGGGUGACUUCCUGGGUAGCUCUCUGCUUCCUGGAGGGAGUUAGGAAUGAAAUCAACUAAGUUUCUGUCCUUUGAUGAUAUGUCAUUAGCAGUGCAAAGUGCAAGGUUAGGCACUUAGACGUUGCUAUUAGACGGGGACUUAUCAGUUGGAAUUGACAGGGAGGAGGAAGACCAGGGUGAAUUGGUGGAUCAUAGGAUGACUAUGAGGUGAGGUGGCUGUGAAAAAGGCUAAUGCAAUCCUUGGGGUACGUCUAUACCGCAAGGCUGUUUCAGGAUACCAGAGGUAUCCCGAAAUAGCUACCCCACAUCUGUUGAACGUGUCCGCUAUUGCAAAAUAUAGUGAACCUGCUAUUUCGGCAUCCCUGUAAACCUCAUUCCACGAGGGAUAAGGGAUGUUGCA